AUAAUGGCACCUGCAGCGAUUUUGAUAAUGAAAGAACAUUCUCUCCAAGUUUUCUUGUCUUCUAAAAAGUAAAAGAUAAUCCCUAGAUUUUCGCCAUUGAUGAGCUCUGACCCCUUCAGUCUCACUACUUCCUCCUCUGUUUCCUCUGUUCAAGAUCAAGAUUUAGUUUAAUGGAGAGGAGAAGAUCGAAACCGGUUAAGAAUCUACCGGAGACAAUCCAUUCAUUGCUCGGUACGAAGUCUUAUUUGACAUCAGCGUGGGUCAAAUCUGUCUGCAACAUCGUCAAGAACGUUUCCUCCUCUGAGAUUGCUUCGACGUCGAAGGAAGAAGACGACUCUGCUUUCAUCCAAGUACAGAGCAUCAGAGAUAAACUCUCUGCAUUAACAGUUGAAGCAAAUGAGCAGAACAAACGAAGAAGGCAGAUUCUUAACGAGUUUUUGGACCUCAAAGGGAACAUUCGUGUGUUUUGCCGAGUGAAACCCUUAGACUCCAAAAACUUGAGAGCACCGGUUGCUUCGGAUGCAAGAAACGUUAUCAUCAAGUUAACAGAAAGCAAGAGGAAAACCUACAACUUCGACAGAGUCUUCCAACCUGAUUCAUCGCAAGAUGAUGUUUUCUUAGAGAUUGAACCGGUAAUCAAAUCGGUUAUAGAUGGCUACAACGCUUGCAUUUUUGCUUAUGGACAAACUGGUACUGGAAAAACAUUCACAAUGGAGGGUCUUCCGGAAUCACCAGGCAUCGUUCCUCGAGCAAUCAAGGGAUUGUUCAAACAAGUGGAGAGCAGCAAUCAUAAGUUUGUAAUCAAAUUUAGUAUGCUUGAGAUUUACAUGGGGAAUCUCAGAGACUUGCUUGUUUCUCAAGGAACUAAACCCCUUGGUCCAAUACCUCCAAGUCUUCUGAUACACACAGACGCAAAGGGAGAGAUAGAUAUAGAGAACUUGGUGACUCUUAAAGUGUAUGACUUUGAUGAAGUCUUCAAGUUAUACAAAAUAGGUUGCAGAAACAGAGCAACUGCCUCCACUAACUCUAACUCUGCAUCCAGCAGAUCACACUGUAUGAUCCGUGUAUCGAUUGCUUGCGCUGGAGCUCCUGAGAGACGGCGUGAAACAAACAAGAUUUGGCUAGUGGAUCUUGGAGGAAGCGAGCGUGUGUUGAAAACUAAAGCCACUGGUCGCCGUUUCGAUGAAGGCAAAGCCAUUAAUCUCUCUCUAUCUGCUUUAGGAGAUGUCAUCAAUUCUCUCCAACGCAAGAAUCCUCACAUUCCUUACAGGAACAGCAAGCUCACACAAGUUCUGAAAGACUCUCUCGGGCAAGACUCUAAGACGUUGAUGCUUGUUCAUGUCAGCCGGAAAGAAGAUGAUCUUUGCGAGACCAUAUGCUCUUUAAAUUUCGCAACUAGGGCAAAGAACAUCCAUUUAGGGCAUGACGAAUCAAAGGAAGAACAAGAGAGAAAGGAGGCUGUGAUGAUGAAUCUGGAGAAGAUGAUGGAAAAGAUAGAGCAAGAACGUGAGACAACGUUAAAAGAGAUCAGAUCUUUAAACGAGACAUUAGAGAAACUCACUGGUAAGCCUCAUGGUACUGAAGAAGCAGAAGUAGAUGAGAUAAGAGAAGAGAUUCAAGUUACUCCAAAGUUAAAGAGAAACAAAUCAAGACGUGCUUCCGAUGUUUUCCCUAGCUUCAUGAGACCGACAGCUAGUAGCAGCAGAAGGUUAUCAGGGACAGAUUUCAGCGUAAUCUCUCACGGUCCUGGCCUUAAGUCUAGAAGAAACUCGAUGAUAUCUGUCCGAGCUGAGUCCGUGUGUCUUCCUGUGAAGAAGAACGGAUAUGAUUCUGUGUGUGACUCAUCAGAGAGGAGCGUCUCCAAGUCUACUUGUGUAAUGCGUCGGAAUACAGUAGAUGAUGCAGCAACGGUUGAUAGUCAGGACAUUUCUGAAUGUGAUAUCAAGUUGGUUGUGUCUGAGCACAAGCCAAAGGUACAGAAGAUGGGCCCCGGAUAUGCUAAAAAAUCUAGUUCUUCAAAGAUGGGUGGAACAGAGUUUUCAAAGGUUAACAGUUGGCUUCAUUCGCAAUCCGCAAGCAAGAAUUACUUGCUUGACAAGAAACUACUUCCCAAGACCCCUUCUCCGGUUAAAGCAUGCAGUCUAAGCAGAAACAGGUCGUUGGAAAAGUCAUCUGCAAAACUGGAAGACAUAGAAGAAUCCAAAACAGAGGAAACAGGGGUUAAACCUACACCGAUGCUUAUAGAUCUGUUUGAGCUGCAAUGUCUCUGUUCUUCCGAAACAGAGGAUCAGAUUCUGUCCAAAUACCCAAAUCCUGGCGACGAAGGACUUAGCCAACACAUAGACAAUAACGUAAGGGAGCAAGGGUCACUUAAGCCAAAAUCUCAGAGAGGUUUGGCGUUCCAGGAGGAUAUAGCUCCACCAUUGCUUAGACCACAAGUACUAUUGGGCGAGGAGAGAGGAAGAGCUCAAACGUUUAUCCAGAAGCUUCAGGCGUUAUGCUUAUGCAUACUUCUGGUACUAGGGUUUAUUGAUGUGGGGUAUGGUAAUGACUUCUUCAAUGGGUUAACGAAGUAAAGACAAAGAACCGCAGGAAGUCUUGGUCCCCAAGCAAAUGAUGGAAGUUUAGAUUUUUCAAUAGAGAUUGUGAAUGUAUUAUUUCUUGAAUAACCGGUCAAUGAUUCUGAGUAAAAGACAAAUCAGAAAAGCCUGUCAUGUCUUGUUUUAUGGGGUAAUGUCAAAAGGUUUUAUACUUUUAUGUCUUUUAGAGGAAAUUUUGUCUCCUA
Raphanus sativus (radish) is the source of this 2785-nucleotide messenger RNA. RefSeq names its product kinesin-like protein KIN-14T. The record is from RefSeq and is a predicted model, not a curated record. The transcript has 9 exons. Bases 171 to 2576 code for a protein of 801 amino acids. Gene Ontology annotation, molecular function: microtubule binding; microtubule motor activity; ATP binding. Lineage: Eukaryota; Viridiplantae; Streptophyta; Magnoliopsida; Brassicales; Brassicaceae. Gene Ontology annotation, biological process: microtubule-based movement.